Lytechinus variegatus (green sea urchin) is the source of this 1888-nucleotide messenger RNA. RefSeq names its product UDP-glucuronosyltransferase 2B33-like. The record is from RefSeq and is a predicted model, not a curated record. Gene Ontology annotation, molecular function: UDP-glycosyltransferase activity. Bases 249 to 1832 code for a protein of 527 amino acids. The transcript has 4 exons. NCBI's taxonomy places the organism in Eukaryota, Metazoa, Echinodermata, Echinoidea, Temnopleuroida, Toxopneustidae.
AUGGUGAAUAAUAUCAACUUGGUGCUUGAGUGAAGUAAAGAGUUCAGAAACUUACAAAAUUUCUCCUACACGUGUGCGAUACGUGGAGUGUAGACCAAUGUGUGUUUUUAAUCAUUAUUAUCAUUCUGUCUCGGAUAAAGUUUUUUGGGGUACAGUUUGGGCUAUAAAAGCCAAUCGAUGAGGGUGAGUUAUAUAUCUACACGCCCCCCUUUCUCCCUCCUGAGAUGUAUUGAUAUCAAAAGGGAGACAUGAAGUAUCCAUCGGUUUUAUCGAAUUUCAUCUUGUUAUUCUGUCUAGUAUCAGCCGAGUGUGGAACUAUUCUCCUCUCGGCUAUGUUCGGCGAGGGCAGCCACUUUAUGGCUUCUGCUGCUAUAGCAGAAUCCCUUGUAAAACGCGGCCACAAUGUCACAGCUCUGAUUGGUCAAGCAUACGCUGAACAGGCUAAUAAUCCUCGCUUUGCCCCCAUCUUUGACUUCAAGUUAUUUGAUCAUGGAGUGGAACCAGAGGUCUUCCGCGAGAAAUUCAAAGUCAUCAACAGCAUUGCCUUCGAGAAGUCGAGCUUGAAGGCUCAUGCUAUGGCGGAAGAGCUCCGGCAACACAUGGUAAUUUCGUGUGAACUUAUUUUGAACAAUACAACGCUUCUCAAGGAACUAUUGUCCAUUGAUGUCAUUUUGUACGAUGCAACAUGGCCUUGUGCCUUGGUUAUCAAGGAACAUAUUCGGAAAGCUGGUGGCCGUGAUCAUCAACGAGACAUUCCUGUUGUGUCUGUCCUUCCCUCCACACCAGCUUCGUUGUACAUCAAGGCGGCAGGCUCGUCAUUUCAUUUCUCCAUAUCUCCCGACGUCGCGACUGGCUACUCCAAUCGGAUGUCAUUCAAAGAAAGGAUAUUCAACGUCCUUUGGGCAAUGAUGAUCGAUAUGUUUGCAAGUGCUCAGUUCUCUCCGUAUGAUAAAUAUCUAUCCGCUCUGGGAUCGGAUAAGACGCUCUUUGAUCUGUUCAGGUCUUCUGACUUGUAUCUCUUCAACUGUGAUUUUGCGGCGGAGUUCCCUUUUCCUACAACUCCUAACAUCAUUCCUGUUGGCGGGCUUACAACUAGGCCUUCUCUACCCCUUGAAAGUGAGCUCGAAGACUUUGUUACGAAUUCUGGUGACUAUGGGGUAGUGGUUUUCACUCUUGGGUCAUACCUCACCUCCAUGGACUCCGACAUCUUAGAGAUGUUUGCACAGGCUUUUGAACGGUUACCUCAGAGGAUAAUAUGGCAGCUCAGAGACAGGGCUGACAUCAAACUGCCCAACAAUGUCAAAAUCAUGCCAUGGCUACCGCAAAAUGAUUUACUAGGUCACCCAAAGACACGGGCCUUCAUGUACCAAGGAGGCAACAAUGGUUUCUACGAGGCCGUCUACCAUGCUGUACCCAUGGUCGUCAUCCCUUUCUACGGUGACCAACACGACGUUGCCGCCAGGGUGACCUCUAGGGGACUGGGAAAGGUCUUGGACAAGUUCAGUCUCAGUGUCGAUAUCAUCCACUCCGCUUUGACUGACGUCAUUACAAAUGAUAGCUACAGCAAAAAUAUUCAGAGGACUUCGGCAAUCUUUAGGGAUCACGACAUGAACCCACCCGACACCGGUGCAUUUUGGGUAGAACAUGUGAUGAAAUAUGGAGGCUCCUAUAUGCGUACACCAGUAAAUGAUCUCAAUAUUAUUCAGUACUAUUUGAUUGAUGUUAUCCUGAUUUUCAUAUUUUCUACGACUUUGGUCAUGGGGCUUCUUGUUUGCUCGUGCCGUUUUCUGAUCGGGUGCAUUUGUAAAAGGAGAAAAGAGAAAGUUGAGUGACAUUAAUUUGUUUCUCUCUUUGAAGACCUAGGCACUGAUCGGUGGGAUCAAGGAAU